AACGACGUCAAGCCCAGUAUGUCCUGCCAGCAUCACCUGCUACACUGCUUUCCUACUUCCCCCUUCUUCUGCGGUCGUGGCGCAACUCGAAUAUUCUUGGAAGGAACUCAGUCCUUCCACCCGCCUUAACACACACCUCCCUCGACAGCCGCUGCCGACGGUGCCCCAAAGCCCACGGGCGACAGUCUGUCGCAGACUUCCUCUGGCCUGCCUCCCAUCACCAAGGAAGCCAUGUCUACUACCGGAGCACCUCUGGUGCCGGCGAACCCCAUCACGCAGACCAAGGUCCCCACUCCCCCGCCUGAGCCGGCAAAUGACCCCGUCCCGUCUUCGAACGACAAACCGGCCGAGGCGCCCGCCUCUAUGAAUGAGCUCAAAGACAAACUCGACGCAGCUGAUGCUCUAGGCAAACAGCCAGAGAAGCCUGCCGAGUCUGGCGCCCUAACCGACCAGGACACGUCGGCCGAACAGGACACGUCGGCCGAACAGGCCAAAACCGUAGCUGCCCAGGCACCCCCCAAGCCGGUCACAGUGCAGGAAGUCGCGGAUGAGGCAGCAAGCGCGAUUGUCAUGGACAAGGCUCCCGAGCCAAUCGAGGGCACUGGGUCGCUUCCCGUCGCUACUGAGGAGCCGGCCCAGCCAGCGGAGGCUUCGAACACGGUGCCGGAGUCCUCGGACCUCGCCAAGCCGGAAGUUGAGACAGGUGAUAAGCGCAAAGCUGACGAGAGCGAAGUCGUGAAUGGAGCUGCUGAUAGCAAUGAUGACAAAGUGCAAGACGAGCCGGCUGAGAAAAAGUUCAAGACUAACGGCGGAGCAGCCCCUGUUGCUCCGAAAAAGGUCGGCCGCCCAAAGAAGGACAAGACCGCCGAGAAGAAAGCACCUGCUCCCAUUGGCAAAACUGCCCGGCGAACCCGAAGCCAAGGUGCCAUUGCUGGCGAGAGCCUCUGAGAUGACCCACCACUGCCACGAUUGAAAACUCUGAGAGAGUAUGAAGGUUUCUUGUAUGCUGGACGCGGGGCAGAUGCCUGGAAAGGGCGGCCUCCCUGCUUUUAUUUGGUUUCUACAAAAUGGCGUACAGGAUGGUUUGGCUGCUCAAAAGUGUGCAAGCCACCGCGA
This is a messenger RNA of Microdochium trichocladiopsis, 1116 nucleotides long. RefSeq lists its product as uncharacterized. Lineage: Eukaryota; Fungi; Ascomycota; Sordariomycetes; Xylariales; Microdochiaceae. The record is from RefSeq and is a predicted model, not a curated record. The transcript has 2 exons. The coding region runs from base 232 to 948 and encodes 238 amino acids.